Entrophospora candida is the source of this 678-nucleotide messenger RNA. The record is from the annotation of a GenBank genome assembly. Lineage: Eukaryota; Fungi; Glomeromycota; Glomeromycetes; Entrophosporales; Entrophosporaceae.
CUUCCAAAAGUAAUAAUGUGGAAAAACAACAACAGAGCUUCUACUUCUUUAAUCAUUGUAUUUUUUAUCCUAACCUUUUCACUUAUAAGAUCAAGCUCAGCUUUAUAUUUCUAUCUUGAAGGAAAUGAUCCGAAAUGUUUUAAUGAAGAAUUGCCAAAAGACACACUUGUUGUAGGCACUUAUAAGGCAGAAGAAUGGUCUGAUGCACAGCAACAAUAUAUUGAAAAUACACAGCUUGGAAUUCAAAUAAUUGAAUUACCUCAUAAUCAUCGUAUUGUAAAUCAAAGAGGUGCAAAUAGAGGCCGAUUCACCUUUACCACAGCAGAAUCAGGUGAUCAUGCCAUAUGUUUACAAACCAAUUCAAGUAAUUGGUUCUCUUCUUUACAAACGAAAUUACAUUUAGAUAUGGUAUUUGGUGACUCAAUUAGCGAUGAAAGUGAUCAAGAACAUUUUAGUGAUCUUGCACAAAGAGUCCAUGAUUUAAAUAAUCGUGUUGCAGAUAUUAGAAGAGAACAAAGUUAUCAACGUGAGCGUGAAGCAGAAUUUAGAGAUCAAUCUGAACUUACAAAUUCACGUGUAUUAUAUUGGACAAUGAUUCAAUUAAUUAUUCUUGGAAUGGCAUGUUUAUGGCAAAUGACACAUUUGAAGAAUUUCUUUGAAGCAAAGAAACUUGUUUAA